Molecule: messenger RNA, 2096 nt
Organism: Actinia tenebrosa (Australian red waratah sea anemone)
Lineage: Eukaryota; Metazoa; Cnidaria; Anthozoa; Actiniaria; Actiniidae
Source: RefSeq, a predicted model, not a curated record
AUUUUUUAGCUAAGAGCAUCGAUCUCUUUUGUUACGAUAGGUUUAAUUUUUUUGUUUGGAAAAAUUCUUUAGGAGAACCAAACUAUUGUAUUUUAAUCCUGUUCAAUCCUACAAUUUGAAAAGAAAAUAUAACACCGUAGAAUCCAAGAAUUACUAUUCUCACUGACACUUGUUCGACAUGGCCACGGUAGAAGUCGAAAGAGUUUCUGGAAUUCCUAUGAUUGAUUUUAGUGCCUUCAGCAUCGAAAAGAAAACAAGACCGCCAGCAGAAAAUGAAGAGGUCCAGCUGUUAGUCAAACAGUUGUUACAUGCCUUUAGUACAGUGGGUUUUGUUUUCUUGAAAAACUAUGGAAUCUCACAAGACGAGAUUGAUACUGUCUUUGAUGUCAUGGACAAGUUUUUCAAUGCUGAUAAAGCCUCUAAGCUUAAAUAUUCCAAGUGGGAUGAUGUGCUCCAGAAUGGAUGGGAUAAGCUGGAAAAAGAAAGGCAUAGGAAAUCUUUGAUUUUCAGCAAUAACCCUGAUCGUCCAGCUGACUUAAAGGAGUCAUUUGACAUUGGACACAUUUAUGAAGACACUUUUAAAUGGCCUGAUGAUGAGGUACCAGAAUUCAAGCCUACGAUCAAAGGGAUGUAUGAAAAGGUUGAAAUCCUGGGUCUGAGGAUAUUAUCUGCUAUUGCAUUAGGAUUAGGCAUGGAUGCCGACACAUUUACAUCUCAAUACCAACACAUGGGAACCCAGAAGGGAAUGACGGCACUCAGACUUAACUUUUACCCUAAAUUAAAAGGCGACAUUGACGUCAAGCCUGAGCAGAUUCGCUGUGGGGAGCAUACCGACUAUGGAGGGGUCUCAAUUUUGUUUCAGGAUGAAUGUGGAGGCUUGGAGGUUCAAAAUGUUGAAGGGAAAUACAUACCAGUGACUCCUGUGAAGGGGGCCGUGAUUGUCAACAUCGCUGAUUUAAUGCAAAGAUGGACUUCUGAUAGACUCAAAUCAACUUUCCAUCGAGUUAUAGUCCCUGAAAGUAUCAAGAAAGAAAGAGACCGUCGCUCAGCAGUCUUCUUCUUUAAUCCAGACCGUGAUGCAACCAUAACUUGUCUUGAUGGUCAAAACAAAUACCUGCCAAUCAAAUCUAGUGAUUACAUCACGUCAAGGCUUGCUUCUGGCUACAGUAUUCCAGUACCAGUUCAGCAGUGAUGAUUAGCAUAAUGUCAAUGAUAAGAAAAAUUUGAAUCACAAUGUUCAGUCAUCCAACAUAGCUGCCAGUACAUGAACGGGAAAGACUUUUAUAACUUUUUCGUCAAGUUAUUUAUUACAGAACAAUAUCAUCUAUUUUCUCCUAAUAAUUCCAGUAUUCUAUAAAUUGUGCAUUCUGAUUGGCUGUCAGAGUGAGAGCUAUUUUUUAUCUCUGACUGCAGUCAAGUAUCCUGGGAUAAUGGAUUAUAAAAACAAGUUGAAAAAUAAAUGGAAAAAAAGGUUAUUAGAUUCUAAAGUCGGUCCAGAUAGAGAAAGACUGUGCCCUCUGCCUUGAACACAUACUUCAGCUUUGGUUGGUAUACACCUAUUUUAAAAAACGUUGUCAGUUAGAUAUCUGAAAUCAGAAAUCUGAGACCGAUUGGAAUUGUGGGGGACUGAGUGUUUUCUUGUUCAAAAUUCAAUGUACACUUACCCAGAUAGUUUGCCAGCACAGGUGUUUGCUCAAAGUUAGUAAAUCAAGAUAUUAACUUUACAAACAAUUUACAGCUUACAAUCCACAAUUCCUUUUGGUCUCACAUUUCAGAUCUCUGACCGACCUUUUUUGAAAUAGGUGUAUAUUUCAUUGCCUAGACCACAGUAUAUCUGGACCUCCUCACCAGUAAAUAAUCCCUAUAGCUGAACAUGUCUUAGCUGCCAAUGUUAUUUAUUUAUGCAACACACCACAUUAAAUGUUAAAAUUCACAGUUUGGGUUUCAUGUCUCUUAAGCACAGGAAGAACAAGGAAGCUUUCUAUUUCUGCAUGAAAAAUGCAUGAACAUUAGGGGCAGAAAUGUUAGAAAUAAUAUAUGCUUUGCUUUGUACGUAAUUUGAAAAAUCAGAAUAAUAUCAGAUUGAUUGUCCACAA